AUGGAUUUCGGUUCUUUAAGUGAAGAUCGUGGUGGUGAGUUCGCAGAGAAAGAUCCGACCGGUCGGUACACUCGGUAUGAUGAAAUUCUGGGGAAAGGAGCAUUCAAGACUGUAUAUAAGGCAUUUGAUGAAGUUGAUGGAAUUGAAGUGGCUUGGAACCAGGUGAAUAUUGAAGAUGUCUUGCAGUCAUCACAGCAGCUUGAGAGAUUGUAUUCUGAGGUUCAUCUGCUGAAGUCUUUGAAACAUGAAAACAUCAUCAAGUUUUAUAGCUCUUGGGUGGAUGAUAAGAAUAAGACUAUUAACAUGAUCACAGAGUUAUUCACUUCAGGGAAUCUGAGGCAGUAUCGAAAGAAGCACAAGACUGUUGACAUGAAAGCCAUCAAAAACUGGGCAAGGCAGAUACUUCGAGGUCUACAAUACUUACAUACUCACAGUCCUCCUAUCAUUCAUCGUGAUUUGAAAUGUGACAAUAUACUUGUUAAUGGGAACAAUGGAGAAGUUAAGAUUGGAGAUCUUGGAUUAGCAAUUGUCAUGCAGCAGCCCUUUGCGCGAAGUGUCAUAGGUACACCUGAAUUCAUGGCUCCAGAGCUCUAUGAAGAGGAAUACAAUGAACUUGUUGACAUUUAUUCUUUUGGCAUGUGCAUGUUAGAGAUGGUUACUUGUGAAUACCCAUAUAGUGAAUGCAAAAAUCCUGCACAGAUAUACAAGAAGGUUACCUCGGGUGUAAAGCCUGCUUCCCUUGGUAAGGUGAAUGACAACCAGGUUAAGGAGUUCAUAGAGAAGUGUUUAGUUCCAGCAUCUGUGAGAUUGCCUGCCGUAGAGCUCUUGAAAGACCCAUUCCUUGCAACUGAAAAUUCGAAAGAACUUGUUUCUAGUUCUUUACAGUUACCAAAUCUUAUUUCCAAGCAAAUCCACUUGCCACAAUCAGAAUCACAUCACAUGGACAUUGACUGCAAGAAGCUUUCGGUGGUAUCUUGUCCAAAAAGCAUCAAUGGAUCUCCACAGUUUUCAACUCUAGAACUUUGUAGGUUUACUGAGAAUAAUGAAUUCAGAUUGAGAGGGGAGAAAAACGAUGAUAAUACAGUUUCAUUAACUUUGCGCAUUGCUGAUCCUUGUGGUCGAGCAAGGAAUAUCCAUUUUACCUUUUAUCUUGGUUCGGAUACUGCAGUUUCAAUAGCGGAGGAGAUGGUUGAACAACUUGAUCUGUCUGCUCAAGAUGUGGCUGUUAUUGCUGGGUUGAUUGAUAGCUUGAUAGUGAAGUUUGUUCCUAGCUGGAAUAAUUUGUCAAGUGUAUCAAAUGACUCAUCUGAACUGGAAAACAAUGCAACUUCCGAGGCAAUGAAAACACCUGAUUUCUUACCAUCGACAAACAUGACAUAUCAUGAGACUCAACAAUCAGUCAAUUCAGCCAUAUCUACUGAAUAUAAUAUGGCAAUUGCCUCUGAUUCCAGUACUAACAAGUCUUUGGGAUCUUCUGAUUGCAGUCUUCAAUUGCAUAUGUAUGAUUUGGAUUUGGAGUGUUGGAUGCUUGACGAUGGUAUCCCAAAAAAUGACAAAUCUGCAACAAAUUCUGAUGUCUCCUAUAUUGAUUCAUGCUCUGGCAUGUCAAAAAAUGCAAGCUUGUCUAGCAUUUGUUCUCUGCCCCUUGCCGACAAAGAUGGUUCUGAACUAAAGCAGGAGCUUGAUUCAAUUGAUUCACACUAUAAUCAGUGUUUUCAAGAACUCAUGAAGAUGAGGGAGGAAGCCAUAGAAAAUGCCAAGAAACGGUGGUUAACUGAGAAGAAGAUAUCUAUCAUGUGGUGA
This is a messenger RNA of Dovyalis caffra, 1803 nucleotides long. The record is from the annotation of a GenBank genome assembly. Lineage: Eukaryota; Viridiplantae; Streptophyta; Magnoliopsida; Malpighiales; Salicaceae.